GCUCCUUCCAGAAGCGCACGUGCUUGCCAAGAUCCGCCCAGAGAAUAGUCAGAUUGGUCGGUUUGACGAUGACGUUGUGAGCACGUGGCUUCGUAAUACCGCCUCGAGGGACGAAGAAUUUGACUUGUGUGCCAAAAAAAUAUUGUUGAACACCGUGUGCAACCCCAAGUCGCUGGUUUCGGCUCUAAUCUCUCGAACAGAUCAAGGGGUACCAAUGUAGCCAGCUUUGCUAUCUGUCUGUUUCGAUCAUCGAUGUUUUCGUUCCUUUUCCAUUUUCAAGUGCAAUGUGCUAACUGACAAAAAGGAUGCUGCAAUGUGAGAUAUUGAAAUCGUGGAAUUAUAUUUCAGUGAAGUUUUAUAGUUGGUUGAUUGGUGUCUAAGAUACGUCAACUAGAUAUCGCGAAAGCAGAGUUUUACUUCCUUUUGUGAAAGGAUAGUUAGUGACUGACAGUUGAAGCAUAUAAUCCUUGAAGAAAAACAACAUCCUCGAAGAAAAUGAGAAAUUAAUGUGCAUCAAUGUCUGCGCGAUAAUCACUUGAGAGUAUGAAGAAUUUCGAUAGGUACUACUAAUAAAUAUGUGUGAACACUUCUGAACGUCUCAGCCAAAACAAAUUUAAGAUGUCCGAUGAACAGUUUAGAAAAUCCGAUUUGUUGAAAGAAGCAAACGAUCCGGCGGAGAAUUUAAAGAUGUGCUCUUUUAGUAUCGAGAGAUUAUUAGCGCCGAGCAAGAAGAAUGAAGAAGAUGAUAAAUUUCCACAGCAGACCGAUAUAUUUCCGCAAAAAAGUAAAGAAUCGGACACGGGAGUACUUGUUGCUCCCGAUUCAUCUAUGCUAAUGGCGGAAGAAAUUGAACUCGAUGAUACCGAUAUGGUUUGCUCGACAUCUCCGGAACCAGAAAUGUAUUACGAAGUGUGUACUAGCAGCAGUGGUGCGAAUUCCACCACAAUAGCAGAUACAGACGCCCAGGAGAAAAUCACUGGCAAUAUCAGUGACGACGAAAGGAAGAAAAGACCACGUACAGCAUUCACUGCUGCACAAAUUAAGUCCUUGGAGACGGAAUUUGAGAGGAACAAAUAUCUGAGUGUGGCAAAACGGUUGCAGUUAAGCAAAACUUUAAAGCUCACGGAAACGCAGAUAAAGAUAUGGUUCCAAAACAGGCGGACCAAGUGGAAAAGAAAAUAUACUAAUGACGUUGAAUUAUUGGCGCAACAAUAUUAUUCGAGCCUAGGAAUUCCAGCACCUCGUCCCAUUUUUGUUGGGGAUCGAUUGUGGUUUUUUAAUUACCCAGGACAACCACAACCGGGAGUACCACUUCUCCCACAGUAUUUAGCGCCAUUGCCAUUGCAUUCUGCAUUGCCUGUUGUACAAGCGCUACCCAGUAACUUGUCGGUAAGACAACAAACAUCUAUUUUCCAAAAUAUACCGACCAAUCAUAUUACCCAUCUUACUCAGAGAUUGGACUUCAGGCAUCAUGAUCCUUAGAUGAUGCAGGUGCAUCAUCGGUGGUGAACAAUGUAAAACUUAAAUAAUAUUAUAUGUGUCAUAUGCGGCGUAAUAUUAAAAUUAAUAAAAACGGAGAUGUUUCAUCAUUCAUUUAAAUACUAAAAAAAUAAAUUUGAUUCCAGAGAAUAUAGAAGAUAUUUCUAUAGAAGAUAAGUAUAAACAUCUGUGCUCCAUCUAACUCGUAUUAGCUUGAAAUUAUAUUUAGAUAAAUACAUUAUUGUUUGUCCGGGAAAAAAUACUUUCGUGUAAAUAAAUCACACUUGUAAAAUAUAA
Molecule: messenger RNA, 1776 nt
Organism: Odontomachus brunneus
Lineage: Eukaryota; Metazoa; Arthropoda; Insecta; Hymenoptera; Formicidae
Product: homeobox protein MSH-D-like
Exons: 5
Coding region: 619-1482 (287 amino acids)
Biological process (GO): regulation of DNA-templated transcription; central nervous system development; neuron differentiation
Molecular function (GO): DNA binding; DNA-binding transcription factor activity, RNA polymerase II-specific
Source: RefSeq, a predicted model, not a curated record